GACAAAAUGGCGGAGGGUGCUGACGCGGUGCCACCUGUAAAAUCCGCAAAACAGCUGGAGAAGGAGGCAAAGAAGGCAGCGGAGAAGGCAGCAAAACUUGAGAAGUUUAAAGCCAAAGCGGAACAGAAAACAAAGGAAGCUAAGGUAGAGAAGACGGAGAAGAAAGAGAAACCAAAGAAGGAGGAAAAGGUUUCAGCGGAGUACACGAGCAAGACGAAACCUGGAGAGAAGAAAGAUACCAAGUGCCCGUUGCCUGAUGCCUAUAGUCCUAAGUAUGUUGAGACUGCCUGGUAUUCCUGGUGGGAGAAAUCUGGAUUCUUCAAACCGGAAUACGGUCGGAAAAGCAUCAAAGACGUGCCAAAGGAAGGAACCUUUAUGAUGGUCAUCCCUCCGCCCAAUGUGACCGGGAAACUUCAUCUCGGACAUGCACUGACCAAUAGUGUAGAAGACGCCAUUACAAGAUACAACCGACAGUGCGGGAAGAUGUCUCUCUGGAAUCCUGGUUGCGAUCACGCCGGUAUUGCGACCCAGGUCGUCGUAGAGAAGAAGAUUGCCCGGGAGGAGGGGUUGAGCCGUCACGACCUGGGACGGGAGAAGUUCGUUAGCCGGGUUUGGGAGUGGAAGGAGGAGUAUGGUGGCGCCAUCUACAACCAGCUCCGGUCUCUAGGGAGUAGUGUAGACUGGGACAGAGCCUGCUUUACAAUGGAUCCUAAAAUGUGCAAAGCUGUUACGGAGGCUUUUGUCCGAUUGCACGAGGACGGAACUAUUUACCGCUCUAACCGUCUUGUAAACUGGUCUUGCUCACUACGAUCUGCCAUUUCUGACAUAGAAGUUGAUAAAGUAGAGUUGCCAGGACGUACAUCCCUCUCUGUUCCUGGAUACUCGGAGAAAAUUGAGUUCGGAGUUAUCGUUUCCUUUGCAUAUAAAGUGGAGGGAAGUGAUGAAGAGAUUGUGGUUGCUACAACCCGUCUUGAAACCAUGCUUGGAGAUACUGCUGUUGCAGUUCAUCCUGAGGAUCCUCGAUACAAACAUCUACACGGCAAAUUUGUCACCCAUCCUUUCGUCGACCGGAAACUUCCGAUUAUCGCUGAUACGUUUGUUGAGCGGGAUUUCGGUACUGGCGCCGUUAAAAUCACCCCUGCACACGACCCUAAUGAUUACGAGUGCGGAAAAAGGAAUGAUCUGAAGUUUAUCACAAUAUUUACCGAUGAGGGCGAGGUUUCCCCGGGCUGUGGUAGGUUUAGCGGUAUGAAAAGGUUUGAUGCAAGAAAGGCUGUUCAAGAAGAUCUUAGUAAACUUGGUCUCUACAGAGAAACUAAGGAUAAUCCUAUGGUGGUCCCGGUUUGCAGUAGAAGUAAGGAUAUUGUGGAACCUAUCAUCAAACCACAGUGGUAUGUCAAGUGUGAUGAUAUGGCCAAGAAAGCAAUGGAAGCUGUUGAGAGCGGAGAAUUAAAGAUUAUUCCUGAUGCUCACAAGAAAACCUGGAACUACUGGAUGGAAGGUAUGAGGGACUGGUGUAUAUCCCGUCAGCUCUGGUGGGGGCACAGAGUCCCGGCCUAUCAGGUCUCCGUUAAAGGACGAGCUCCGGAGGAGGAACUCUGGGUCUCCGGUAGGACGGAAACGGAGGCGAGGUCAAAGGCGGCGAAACUUCUGAAAGUUGCAGAGACGGAGAUUGUACUAAACCAAGAUCCGGACGUACUUGACACAUGGUUCUCCUCCGGACUUUUUCCUUUCAGUGUUCUUGGUUGGCCGGACAAGACGGACGAGUUGGACGUUUUCUAUCCUGGUACCUUGCUAGAGACAGGACAUGAUAUUAUUUUCUUCUGGGUUGCAAGAAUGGUAUUCUUCGGGCAGAAACUUCUUGGUAAACUACCAUUUAAGACAGUGUUUCUCCAUGCCAUGGUACGAGACGCUCAUGGGAGAAAGAUGUCGAAAUCCCUGGGAAACACUAUUGAUCCUAUGGAUGUGAUCAGAGGAAUAGACUUAGAGGAGCUUCAUAAAUCCCUGUACAACAGUAACCUGGACCCCAGAGAGAUUGAGAAAGCUAAGGCUGGCCAAAGGCAGGAUUAUCCUAACGGUAUCCCGGAGUGUGGAACAGAUGCGCUUAGGUUUGCUCUGUGUGCGUACACUGCUCAGGGUAGAGAUAUUAACCUGGAUGUUCUCCGGGUUCAGGGAUACCGUUUCUUCUGCAACAAACUCUGGAACGCGACUAAAUUUGCACUAAUGUAUCUGGGACCCAACUUUCAGCCCAAAAAAGGUCUUGUCCAAUCCUUGAUUUCCAGCGAAGCUGCCAAAUCUGGCUCUGGAACCUUCCAACCGAUUCCGGAUAAAUCUGAUAUUGUUUCGGGAUCUGGGAAACAAAUGCUGAACAGUGUUCUACAAGGAACUCUCUUCCUUGGAGGAUCAACUCCGACUCAAUCUGAUUUAGAGGUUUUUAAAGCACUUGGAGAGUCUCCAAGCUACUGGCAAUUUCAAGCUCUUUCCAGGUGGUAUCACAGAAUGAACUCUCUGAGCGCUGCUGAGCAGAAAUCUCUACCCGACGGAAAAGGAGUUGCGCUUCCUGAACCAUCUCAACUCGCGCACAAGGAUCGAUGGAUUCUUUCCCGUCUUGCCUUUGCUAUUGAAACCUGUCACGCGGCAUUUCAGGCCUACAACUUCCCCGAGGGAACCUCGGCCAUUUACAACUUCUGGUUGUACGAGCUAUGCGACGUAUACCUGGAGUAUUUGAAACCAAUCUUCCAGGGUUCGGACUCCGGAGCUAUCCUGACAGCUCGUCAUGUUCUCUAUACCUGCCUAGACGGAGGAUUAAGAAUGAUAUCUCCCUUUAUGCCCUUUAUCUCUGAGGAAAUGUUCCAACGAUUACCGAGAUGGAGCAGUAACGAACCUCCUUCAAUCACCGUUACACCAUUCCCUCAGAUGACCAACUUUAACUUUAGGAAUCUUGUGAUAGAAGAAGAGGUAAGGUUUGUCCAGAAGGUUGCUGCAGUUGUAAGAUCAACUAGAGCCGACUACAAUCUACCGAACAAGGUUAAAACAGAACUCUAUCUCCGGGUGUUCUGUGAAACCUCGGCUGAUAUAAUUCGUCGGUACUCUGGAGCUAUUGAAACCCUGUCAACCUGUAGCAGGGUUGUGGUCACGGAUUCUCCUCCGGUUGGAUGUGCUAUCGUCACAGUCUCCGAUAAGGUUUCUGCUCAUCUGAACCUGAAGGGUUUGAUCGAUCCUCUCAAGGAGAUAGAGAAACUGGAGAAGAAGAGAACAAUGCUUAACAUCCAAAUUGAGAAACUCACUAAACUCAGUGCAGUCAAAGAUAGUAAAAUACCGGAAGAGGUUCGGAAGAGCAAUGAAGAGAAACUUGCUCAAAGUGAGACUGAGGUUCAGAGGUUAGCUGAUGCCCUCACCGUCCUUGCUUCUCUUCAGUCCUAGUGAUAACCUUGAGAAAAUUGUAUUUAAUAAACCUGUUACAUAUA
Eurytemora carolleeae is the source of this 3467-nucleotide messenger RNA. It is a transcript of the gene ValRS, whose product is annotated as valine--tRNA ligase. Gene Ontology annotation, biological process: valyl-tRNA aminoacylation. The record is from RefSeq and is a predicted model, not a curated record. The coding region runs from base 7 to 3423 and encodes 1138 amino acids. NCBI's taxonomy places the organism in Eukaryota, Metazoa, Arthropoda, Copepoda, Calanoida, Temoridae. The transcript is spliced from 8 exons. Gene Ontology annotation, molecular function: ATP binding; aminoacyl-tRNA deacylase activity; valine-tRNA ligase activity. Gene Ontology annotation, cellular component: cytosol.